Molecule: messenger RNA, 2391 nt
Organism: Giardia duodenalis
Lineage: Eukaryota; Fornicata; Diplomonadida; Hexamitidae
Product: Kinesin like protein
Exons: 1
Coding region: 1-2391 (796 amino acids)
Biological process (GO): cytoskeleton-dependent intracellular transport; microtubule-based movement
Cellular component (GO): kinesin complex; microtubule
Molecular function (GO): plus-end-directed microtubule motor activity; ATP hydrolysis activity; microtubule binding
Source: RefSeq, a predicted model, not a curated record
AUGGAGCAGCAGAGGAGCGCCACCCCAACGCUACCGCGCUCAUCAAGCACCAAACAAAUCAGAAACGAGAAGAUACGCGUCAUUGUGCGUGUACGACCGUCUAUACCCGAGGAUUUGCACCCAAACCCCGUCGAUGAGUGGUGCGUUCAGAUCCUCGAUAUGGGAGACAAAGACGGGAGAGCUAUUGUCCCGCCAGAUUGGUACGAUGUUGACCGUGUUCGCAUACCAUACACUCCCUUUAUUCGCUUGCGAAGAACUAUGCACGAGAGGCGUGACUUCAAAUUCGACGCAGUCCUGCCCCACUUCACCACCCAGGAAGAUACAUAUGAGAUUGUGGCUCGUCAACGCAUAAAUGAUGUGCUUAACGGUGUGAAUGCAUCUAUCAUCAUGUACGGCCAGACGGGAUCAGGGAAGUCAUAUACAUCUUUUGGACCACCGGAUGACCCUCUGCUUACCGGAGUCAGUCGCUCUAACCAGGUCCUCACCAGUCACUCUGGGUUGGUACCCAGAGCAAUUUCAGAAAUCUUUAAUAAGCUGAAUGAAUCGACAGUCCCUUACACAGCCACACUGUCGUAUGUGCAAAUAUACAAAGACCAAGUUUUCGACCUACUAUCCAACCUCGAUGCCAAUGUUACCACCAAUCACCUUUUGCUUCCUCUGCAGAUUCGUGAGGACAAGGGAGGAAUCUUCGUCAAUAAUGUCAUGCACUUGCCAGUCUACCAGGCGACAAACGUCUUUGCAGCGAUCAUGUUUGCUGCCAAGCGGAGAGCAGUCGCGGCCACGCAGAUGAAUAGCAAUUCGUCGCGCUCACACGUACUGCUUACUUUGACUGUAGAAAGGCGCUAUAGCACGACAACAAAGCGGGGUGUCCUUACCUUUGUUGAUCUGGCCGGUAGCGAAAGGGUAAGCAAAACGAUGUCAGACGGAGAGCGCCUUUCAGAGGCCAAGAAAAUUAAUCAGUCUCUCUCAGCGCUCGGAAACUGCGUUGUAGCUUUAUCUACCAAUCGGUCUUUCGUCCCCUUCAGAGACAGCCCACUGACCCGGCUCCUGACAGAGUCCCUAUCGGGGAACAGCAAAACACUGAUAGUAGCCACCAUAGGGCCAUCAUCAUACAACUACGACGAAAGCUAUUCGACACUGCAGUUUGCCACUAGGUGCAUGUCUCUUAGAACAAACUUUGUUGCCAAUGCGACACCUCGCGCCUCUAGCAAGCCAGCCCAAGGUAUAGCCUACGAUUCCAGCAUAUCAAUGACUACUUUGGGUGAUUUCGCCGUUAUGGAGGACGAGGAGGACGAAAAGAUAACGUGCUUGACUUCACAGUGUCCAAGAUGUGGUGUACACUUGACUAUUUUGCCCAGGAAUGCUGUCGAGAGCUUCGCACAAGCAAUGUCACUGCAGGAAGGCAGGGAAGAGCUCCGUGACUCCCCUAUGCAUGAUCAAAAUGACGAUGCCAGCUCGUGCUAUAGCGAGCUAUCAGCUAACAGGGUGUCCCUCACAGAAGGCAUCCAAAAGGAUGGUGGGAGCAAUGCGCACGAAAGUAGCAUGUGCUCUCCCAAUAAGCACGCAGCAUUAGUAGAAAACUACAAGAAGCUUGUAGCCUCGCUUCAAGAAACAAUAAAGGUCUUGGAGAGCGAAAAUAGAGCACAGAAGGAAGCACUCUAUUGCGUGCAAGAGCUUUUCAAGGGGAGCAUGAGGAGCUCGGUCCUGCGGCAGAUGAUUAUGAAUGCCAUGGGGGACGAAACCACUACUCCAUCUGCUCCAUAUGUAGAAACGGACGAUAAUGUAGUAAGCAGAUUUGAUAGUUUUCAUGCGCCUGGUCCCAGCGACACCAUAGAGGGUGGUGGAAAUGAGAGGGGAGCGCAUACGCAGCCCCUUUAUGACUCCGAUCUUUACGACAGCUAUAACAAACUAGACCCCACCGAGAUACAGCUACCAGUAUUAGGCAUUCGUGUGUCAAAUACAGUCACAGACCUGCCAACUGUCGCCAAAGAUGACUUCAAAGAAUCCAACAAUGAAGAAAGGGAAAGCCCGCUACUGAACAACGUAUUGUCUUCUUACUUGGAUGAGGAGCUCCCUCAGAAGCCAAUCGCAAAUAGCUUACUGUUGAGCACAGGUCUACUGUCGGAUAGAAAGCCGAAUGAGGCAAUGACAGGCAGUGCUGGAGGCGACAAAACGGGGGGAAGGUCUGCUAUUCUGAUCUCCAAUGAAUACAUACGGUCAGACUCUCUAGGCUCUUCCCAGAAGACCUGCAAGCUGCUCUCGCCCUCCAGCAAGGCGCCCCUCCCUGUCAUAAUUCCCAAGUUUCGGAGCAAAAACAAAGCGUCCAUCUUGGUACAAGAGAGACCAUCCUCAGAAAUGCGCCUCAACGAUCUUCCGGAGGGGGAGCUGUAA